Solea senegalensis (Senegalese sole) is the source of this 3563-nucleotide messenger RNA. RefSeq lists its product as uncharacterized. Bases 249 to 1814 code for a protein of 521 amino acids. The record is from RefSeq and is a predicted model, not a curated record. NCBI's taxonomy places the organism in Eukaryota, Metazoa, Chordata, Actinopteri, Pleuronectiformes, Soleidae. The transcript has 5 exons.
GCGGGAAAAUGCUCCUGCGCGUCUACUCGAGUCUUUCCGGCAGACUCCGGGGAGGCUGAACACGCGCCCAGCGCAGAGAAAAGAGUAGCGAAGCCGCCGGAGAAAGUGAGCCAAGCAUCGGCUAGGGCAGCCGUGCGACCCGGGGACGUGUCUCGCCUGUUUUCCGUCGGGAAGACCGGGCAGUGUGAAGGACUGGCGGCUCCGGUACACAAGAAUGAGAGAGGCCCUCGAAAGGAGGGGCCGAAAACAUGAACGGGGCCGUGUACAUUUCGUUUUUUCAGGGGCAGCUGGAGUCUGUGCUGGAGCAGGUCGUUCAGUUCGCCGUCCAGGAAAUCAGCAAAACGGUGGGCUCCAGUCUGAACGCGCUGCUGCUGGAAACCGCCGUGAAAGAGCAGGAAAACCACCGGCUCCGGCUCCAGCUGCAGUCUCGGGAGAACCGGGACAACACCAGCGCCGCAGACGGCGGGGACUCACCGCGGAAGAGGAGUGACGAGGCGGCGGAGAGCGGCAGGACAAAGCCCGAGCAGAGGAUUCACGCCCCCGGAGGACAGAGCACUGAGCCCCGCUGCUACACCGACACACGCCGCCUGGAGCAGAGGGGACGAGUCGUAGGUCAGCUGAAGUCGGUCAUGGAGCAGGUCCUGAACUUUGCUGUGCGUGAGCUGACCAAGAUCGUGGAGGCGUCGUUUGACGACCUGCUGCUGGAGAUCACCAAGAUGGAGCAUGAGCAGCAGAUGCUGGAGGAGAGACUGCGCAGGAGUUCUGAUGCAGGGGGAGAAGAGAAGGGGAGAGGGGGAGGAGCCGGGGGGAGGAGAAGAGGGUCAGAGAACGACUCUGUAUCUCCCAGUGGCUCAGAGGACGCUCGAGAGGAGCACGCCGAGGUCACCAUGUCCAAAAAGACAACAGAGACGCAGGAGCGCCCCCCGGUGCUCUCAGUCUCUCAGGACUGGUUUCCAAUCCUGGACAAAGUCUUUGGUCAGAAAUGGUGCAGUGACGUCCUGCAGAUCAAAGAGCUGGGUGGGGAAGGAGGUGGAGGUGGGAGGCAUGAGGAGGCGGCGGAGCCUCUACCAGCUCCCUCAGUGACCCUGGAGCCCUCCCCCUCCUCCCCCCAGCAGGAUCCUCGCUGGACACCUCUGGAGGACAUGGAGGUCUUUUCUCCUGAUGCCGAUGUAGAACCCGCAGACAGUCGGAAGAGCAGUGCUACCAAUGCUACUGCUACCAGCGCCAGUGCUACAAAUGCUACUGCUACCACCGCCAAUACUACCGCUACCAACGCUGAUGCUAAUGCUACCAACGCUGCCAGAUCCUCACCUGGCCUCUCGCCUGGCCCCCCUCUCAGCCCUGCAGGCUCGUCCGGGCAUCACUCUUCAGCAUCGAUGCUUCAUCGUCUUCUGACGCUGCCGUCUCAGCUGUUGGAGGACGCCGGUGAGGACGCCACUGCCCGGGACGUCCUCGCUGCUCUGGAGAACGAGGACACCAACAACUGCCGGGACGGAACUGAGCUGCCGGGCUCAACCAAGGAGGGGGAGGAGGAGGAGGAGGAAGAGGAGGAUAAAGGGAGGAAGAAGAAGAGGCGGAGGGUGUGGUCAGAGUGUGACGAGUGUGGGCGGAGAUUCAGUCGCAUGUCUCUCCUGAAGGCUCACCGCCAAACCCACGUCGCUGAAACCGUCACCGACACCUCGUCCCCGCCGUCUCCUCCCGGUGCUGCCGCCACCAACACGCCGCUAUGCUGCUCAGACUGCGGCAAGAGGUUCUCUUCAGUGACCCGCCUCCACAGCCAUGUCCACACCCAGCACCCCGCCCACCAGUCCUGAACCCGUCCGGUUCCACCAGGAAGAACUGGGCGUAGAUACAGGGUCAUAAGAGGACAUGCACCUUAGGACAAGGACUGAACCAGAUCAAAAUCAAAAUCACAUCACAACCAGAACUAAAACCAGACUUCAACCAGAUCUCAGUCAGGACCAGAACAUGAUCUCAACCAGAAUUAAAACCAGGAUCAAAUCAUAACCAUAUCAAAAGCAGCACCUCAGAACUAGCUCACAGCCAGAACCAAUUAAAUACCUGACCAGGACUAGAACCAGAACCAGAUUGCUCUGCUAUCGUUGUCUGAAAGACGCAACCUGGACCAGGACCAGAUCACAACCUGAGGGUCAGACGCUAAUGUGGUAUAUGCUGCUGGGAGGACAUUACGUCCACCACGUGGUCUUCAGAAUCCAAAGAGCCAUCAUUUUAAUCCUAAUCUCAGUCUCGUUGGAACGACCUUAGCCUUUCACUCUAAUGUGACUCUGGUCACAAGGAGUGAUGAUGUGGCCACGCCCACUGUGGAGCAUCAAAGCAACACUUACAGCGACACCUUCUGUUCAACAGGAACCACGCACACAAAAGACCGAGCGAUGGGUCCAACCCUGGAGCGGAUCACCGGAGCGGACUUGUGUUCCGACAGGUGGAGGAGCGAAGUCACAUGUUUGAGGACAGGACACCGGGCUGCUGCUGGUGACCUUGCUGGUGAAGUCAGACAGACUCCGCCUACCUCGUUUCCUGUUUCCUAGUUGUGACAAUGUCUUGUUUUUAAUGUUGGAACUUGGAAGAGCGAGGACGGCCAGUGACCUUUGACCUCUUUCACGUCUCUUUAUUUCUCCUCACUUCUGUGUUGUUGUUUUUCUGAGUUUUUAAUUUUUCGACAAAAUCGUACAGGAAACCGUCGUCAUCAUCGCUGAAUGUGAAUCUCACUUUUUACUUUUCAGAAAACUGAUGAUGACAUGAAAAGAAGGGAAUGUGUCCUCUCUCCUAAAACACUGAUACCUCCUGACAAAGAAGUUAAAAGUCCGGGGUGUGAAAACGUGGCGACACAAGAUGGCGGACUUCGCUAAACUGGACUCUUGCCGCUAAAGUGCUGAAAAAAGGCGUGUUCUAAGGCUACGAAUCGCUGACCAUUCUGAACUCGUACAAACGUACUUGUGGGUCGUUUCUUCCGUUUAAUCCGGUUUGUGUGGAAGUCCAUUUCUGCCAAAACAAAACGCCAAUAAUGCGAUAUUCGCUCAAAGUGUGCUUACUGACGCGAGUGUGGACAACGACAUGCAACGUUGCGUCACUCGGAUUUUUCACUCAUGAAAACUUAAACCAGGGGUCAGUAAGGGGCGGACCACGGUCCGGACCCAGGCUCUGUCCUGUCUCUGAUUGGCCUGUAAGUUAGCCAAUCCCAGGCAGAAUAGGGCGGGCGUUCAUUGAACAACGGUGAACGUGUGAGUCAGAACUGUGGUUUGUUCCAGACAGUGUGUGGUUGACAUCAAAAACCGGGCUUUUAAUCCGGAAUGGAGUGAGGAGGCGUUCAUGUUCAUCCUUCCCUGAGGAAGCUGGACACCAGGCUUUUAGCUAGCAGGGCGUCCCUGUACUGAAAAUAAUGAGAAGUAGAAAGACGCCCUGUUUCCCCGGGAACUUUGCUGAAUGUGAUCAAAAUUCACUGAUUCAAGCUUUCUGAACAGUUGCUUCACCGUUAUCUCACACUUAUCUGACCGUUAUCUCACACUUAUCUGACCGUUAUCUCACAGUUAUCUGACCGUUAU